AUGCCACGAGAAAUAAUCACACUUCAAGCUGGGCAAUGUGGCAACCAAAUUGGUAGUGAAUUUUGGAAACAAAUCUGUACUGAACACGGAAUUAGCAAGGAUGGCACUUUGGAAUCAUUCGCAACAGAAGGAGGUGACCGAAAGGACGUGUUUUUCUAUCAAGCAGACGAUGAACAUUAUAUUCCCCGUGCAUUACUAUUAGAUCUGGAACCAAGAGUAAUCAAUAAUAUAAAAGCAUCACAAUUUGCCAAUCUUUAUAAUCCUGAAAAUAUAUUCAUUUCAAGCGAAGGAGGUGGAGCAGGAAAUACAUGGCCAAACGGCUAUUUACAAGGAGAGAAAUUCUCUGAGGAUAUAUUGGACAUGGUUGAUAGGGAAGCAGAUAAUAGCGAUUCGUUAGAAGGCUUCAUGCUAUUACACUCUAUCGCAGGUGGUACAGGAUCAGGAUUAGGAUCCUUUCUGCUGGAAAGGCUCAAUGAUCGUUAUCCAAAAAAGUUGAUCCAAACCUAUUCUGUAUUUCCCAAUUCACAAGAAGUGUCAGAUACUGUAGUUCAACCCUAUAACAGCAUGCUUGCAUUAAAGAGAUUAACCAACUGUGCCGAUAGUGUAGUGGUGCUGGAUAAUGCUGCUUUAUCCUCCAUUGCAACUGAUAGAUUACACAUUCAGCAACCAACUUUUGAACAGACAAAUCAAUUGGUAUCCACAGUCAUGUCUUCGAGUACAACGACACUUAGAUAUCCAGGAUAUAUGAAUAAUGAUCUAGUGGGCAUUGUUGCUUCAUUAAUACCCACUCCGAGAUGUCAUUUCUUGACAACUGCAUACACACCAUUUUCAAGUGAGCAAGUAGAGAAGGCUACCUCCAUCAGAAAGACGACUGUACUGGACGUAAUGAGAAGAUUACUACAGCCAAAGAAUAGAAUGGUGUCUACAGUACCCUCAAAACGCAGUUGUUAUAUUUCAGUAUUAAACAUUAUCCAAGGAGAAGUCGAUCCAACCGAAGUACACAAGUCACUAUUACGUAUACGUGAAAGAAGACUGGCUACCUUCAUCCCUUGGGGCCCUGCUAGCAUUCAAGUGGCGUUGUCGAAGAAAUCACCCUAUGUACAAACACCACAUCGCGUCAGUGGGUUGAUGUUGGCAAAUCAUACGAGCAUAGCAUCCUUAUUCAAACGCACAAGUGAUCAAUAUGAUAGACUAAGAAAAAGAAAUGCCUUUUUGGAGCAAUAUAGGAAAUAUGACAUGUUUGCGGAUGAUCUGGAUGAGUUUGACGACUCUAGAAACGUAGUCCAGGAUCUCAUUGAUGAAUAUGAAGCAUGCGAAACACCAGAAUAUGUCAACUACGUAAGAUAA
Rhizopus microsporus ATCC 52813 is the source of this 1347-nucleotide messenger RNA. RefSeq names its product tubulin gamma chain. The transcript has 5 exons. Gene Ontology annotation, molecular function: GTP binding; structural constituent of cytoskeleton. Gene Ontology annotation, biological process: microtubule nucleation; cytoplasmic microtubule organization; mitotic cell cycle. The coding region runs from base 1 to 1347 and encodes 448 amino acids. The record is from RefSeq and is a predicted model, not a curated record. Gene Ontology annotation, cellular component: spindle; centrosome; gamma-tubulin complex. NCBI's taxonomy places the organism in Eukaryota, Fungi, Mucoromycota, Mucoromycetes, Mucorales, Rhizopodaceae.